Oncorhynchus mykiss (rainbow trout) is the source of this 784-nucleotide messenger RNA. RefSeq names its product mitochondrial ribosomal protein S21 (gene mrps21). Gene Ontology annotation, cellular component: ribosome. Gene Ontology annotation, molecular function: structural constituent of ribosome. Gene Ontology annotation, biological process: translation. NCBI's taxonomy places the organism in Eukaryota, Metazoa, Chordata, Actinopteri, Salmoniformes, Salmonidae. The record is from RefSeq and is a predicted model, not a curated record.
AAGCACAGGCUAGGAUGUCGAUGUAGCGCCAUCUAGUGUUGAAUGUGAUUUUCUGAUUCCAAUUUCAUAUUAGUGCGGAACAUAAGACUUUGUAGUCUUUUGCAUCCACCCGGACGACUGCAUCAGUCACAACAUGGCGAACCACCUUCGUUUCGUUGCUCGGACGGUGAUGGUCCAAGAGGGCAAUGUCGAUGCAGCUUACAAGGCUCUAAAUAGAGUGCUGUCUGUGGAUGGAAUUAUCGAAACGGUGAAACGAAAGCGCUACUAUGAGAAGCCCUGUCGGCGCAGGCAGCGAGAGAACUAUGAAAACUGCAAGAGGAUCUAUCAUUCUGAAAUGGCCAGGAAGAUCUCCUUCAUCUCCCGGACGCAGAGACAAGACCCCUGGGUCGGCUCCUAGGUGGAGGUCUAUGUUCCGUCUGUGUGAAGAGGACCGUUAGGAGUAAGAGCUCACUGAGUUAGCACUACCCAGCUGGAAGAUCAAGAUUUGUAUUCAAUCCAUAGGGUUAGGAUUCGUGGCAGACACUUUGAAAAAUUGUUUAUCUUUGAAAUGAUAUCUUCGGUUUUGAAUGGUAAUUUUCCCUGUUCGUUAUAGCGCGGCGUGCCAGAGGCGAGCAUGUCUGUCUUGUUUGAGAAAUGAAACCUUCAUUCUCGUAUGAAACCUGACAGUAACUAUUUACAUCAAACUAUUGUUAACAUUUUAGACACAAAGCCAAAUUGAUGUUUCCCACCUGGAUCAAAAGUUGUGGUAAUACUGAAGUUAAAUUAAAUUCUCUCAUUAUGUAAA